AUGAAGUUGGAAGCACAGACGUUAUAUGACAGCAUUGACCAAUCGGUCGAUGGCCCAGAAGAGUAUCAUCCACCGUUGUCUCCGGCAUCGGGAGCGGAAUCUCUCUUUUUGGCAGGAUUGACGACCUCCUUUUCUCCCGAUGAUUUGUCUAAACAAUUGCGUAAAAAUCAAUCUGCGUCGUCUUCUGUUUCUUUGAAUACCACUGCCACUGACGAUUUCAUGACUGCUGCUGGAACUGUUGAUGACCUCUUUAUGGAUUUGCCACGCGAACGAUUUGCAAUACCUGAAAUGGAUGACGAAGACGAAGAUAUGAUGGCCAAGAAAAAGAGUAAUAAAACCACGAUGCCGCCAAAAGAACCUCUUAACACCACUACCACUGAAUCGCAUCCGGAUGCUGCAGCUAAUGUUUACGAAGGAGCGAAGGGAGUCUGGGCCUGGGGAAAAGGCGUAGCUGUCUUUUCUCCAUUUAUGGGAAUGGCAGAAGCUGUCGCUGGGAAGGCACUCGAAGUUGCUGGAACUAACAUGGAAGCCUUGGACUCUAACAUCAAGCCUCAACUCAGGAACUUUGAUUCUGGUAUUUUGAAUCCCGCCAUUGAAAAGGUAACGGAAGUCAUGUUGGGGGCUGCUGGAAAGGCGGAAGAAAUUGUCAAGCCAAUCUUUGUUUUGAUCCUUUCGCCCUUUAAGAUGUUGGAACAACAACCUUCCAGUGAGACACCCGAAGUUACAAACUAA
Cylindrotheca closterium is the source of this 732-nucleotide messenger RNA. The record is from the annotation of a GenBank genome assembly. Lineage: Eukaryota; Bacillariophyta; Bacillariophyceae; Bacillariales; Bacillariaceae.